Molecule: messenger RNA, 1245 nt
Organism: Diatraea saccharalis (sugarcane borer)
Lineage: Eukaryota; Metazoa; Arthropoda; Insecta; Lepidoptera; Crambidae
Source: the annotation of a GenBank genome assembly
AUGGAAGGUUUUGAAAAUUGUAUUUGGUUUGGCUCCAUACCUACUUUAUGUAAUGCACGCGCACUCCUUGGUGUAGCACUUCUAGUAACUACAUCGUAUAGUCUCAGUGACGAUGUUAUUGACACCACUGACACCACUACGGAUACCACCACACCACCAGAUACUGUAGCGCCGGCAGAGAAUCUCACAGCUGUGCAACUGCAACCGCUCUUGAAGCUCAGCUGGCCUUUAGAAGGUAGUCCACCACCGAAAUGGCCGUUUGAACCACCGUCUCCAGACGCCAUUAGCUCAGCGGUGAAGCAUGGCGAGGCUGCAUUAAAAAAACGCCAAGAAUUGGAGAGACUAAGAACACCCUUGUCUAUAGACACACCAGCUAUAAAAGCUCAAAGAGCUGCAGCUACGUCAGCAUCUGUGAAACCAAUGGCCGACACUGCUUAUGCUGUUGAAGAAGCCACAAAAGCACUGUUUAAUGGCACAGACAACUCAAAGCAAACUGGAGGAACGUUCCAGGGUCCACCGACGAACGGAUCUUUCCUGGAACCUCGUUAUUGCCAGACUACACUGCCUCCGUGCCCAAAUUCCAAGUACAGAACUCAAGAUGGCAGUUGCAAUAAUCUCGAGCAUCCUUACCGCUGGGGAGUUUCCAGGACUCCUUUUAGGAGGGCACUCCCGCCAGAUUAUGGCGAUGGAAUCAGUUCACCACGUACCGGUACAAAUGGCACGAGCUUGCCGAGCGCUCGUGAUGUCAGCGUGACAGUGCACCGUCCAAGCUACCCGCACGACACCUCCUUCACCGUCAUGUUAGCCGUAUGGGGACAAUUCAUUGACCAUGACAUCACCGCCACGGCUUUAAGUAAAGGUGAAAACAGCAGCGCGCUAUCAUGCUGCGAUCCAACCUUGCCUCCGCACCCCGAAUGCUUUCCCGUACAAUUGGACACCGAAGAUCCAUUCUAUCAGGAGUACAAUCUUACUUGUAUGGAAUUUGUGCGAUCUGCACCUUGCCCGACGUGUUAUUUUGGUCCUCGGGAGCAAAUGAACCAGGCCACUGCGUUUAUUGACGGCUCCACUGUAUACGGAUAUACAGAAGAACGAGCGACGAGCCUCCGUCAGCUAUCGACUGGUCGUCUACGAAUGUUGCGGGAUGGACUGCGUGAGCUGCUGCCACCCGCAGAGGACCCCGCUGACCCCUGCAACACCGUGGAAAUGAAUGCUCAAGGACGAUACUGCUUCGAGACGGGUCGGUGA